Messenger RNA from Gryllus bimaculatus (two-spotted cricket), 766 nucleotides. Lineage: Eukaryota; Metazoa; Arthropoda; Insecta; Orthoptera; Gryllidae. The record is from the annotation of a GenBank genome assembly.
GAUGAAAAUGUGAAGAGGGAGGCCGCUGCUCUUAGAGCAGAAUUCCAAAAUGGACCAACCACACCAAUAAUAGUGAAUCCUCCAUCAGAGACACUAAAACAAGCUGAAAAUGAAGGUAUUGGUGUUGCUGGAACAAUUGGUUUAAUUGUUGGUGGCAUUGUUGUGAUAGCACUUGCAAUACUGUUUCGCUGACUACUUCCAGUAAUUAAUCCAGUUUUAUACCGAACUGUUUAUAUGGCUAUUUGAGAUGGUUGUAGGGCUCAAAGAAAAUGAUUUUUUAAACUGACUUUAUAAAAUGAGAGCUGUUCAAAUACACUGAAUAAGAUAUAUUCACCUCUUGUGUCCUACAAAUGUUCUAUGUAUAAAUAUUCUAUUUUGUUAACCUCUUUUUAAACAAUUCAUGUAUAGGAAGUUUUGUACUUUGUAAUAAUGAGAAAGAGAGAAAUGUGUUAAUGGAGAAAUAUAUGAUAGUUUCAUAAUUUCAAAAUUAUUUUAAUAUAAAUGAGAACUUGUCAAUGAAAAUUAUGUAAACAAUAAAAUUAUAUAAACUUAUCGACAAAACUACUAAAAUAAUGGAACAUUCAGUAUGUGUUAUUAGCAAGAUCAUAAAAAUGAAAUGAAACAAUGUGAAUGUUAACAUACUUUUUUGGAGAAUUAUACCCUGUGGAUGAUUUUCCCUCUAGAUGUUAUUUUCUAUUGUUUUACAUUUUUGUAAUAAUAAGAUUUUAUGUAUGUUUUACUUAUGAUAAAGUUUAGCAAGGAAAAU